Rhinichthys klamathensis goyatoka is the source of this 2003-nucleotide messenger RNA. Its product is annotated as SH2 domain-containing protein 2A. Gene Ontology annotation, cellular component: cytoplasm. NCBI's taxonomy places the organism in Eukaryota, Metazoa, Chordata, Actinopteri, Cypriniformes, Leuciscidae. The record is from RefSeq and is a predicted model, not a curated record. The coding region runs from base 78 to 1664 and encodes 528 amino acids. The transcript has 9 exons.
UUUAAACAGGAUGAGGCAGAAACACCCAAGAUCUGAUAGGAAGAGGUACUGUAACAUUUUACAUCCUGCGCCUCAGCAUGGACUUUGACUACCAAAAAAUUAAAGAUGCUGAAUCUCAGCAGAGAGAAGAGCGACUGAGCGCUUUUUCUGUCCAUCACCCAAUACCAAAGCCCCGUCCAUCUGUAGCUCCAGAGAACAAUCCCACAACCAAGAAACCUCCAGUAAAACCCCGGCGGAGCAUAAAGUGUCGUCCCGCAGCACAACAAGAGGUCGAGCAAUUACACCAGGGCCAGCAGAAGGAAAAUGAGCCGACAGUGAAGCGAAUAGAUCCUGCUCUGGUUUUGGGUCCCGUGGGGCCCCUGGAGGCCCUGACUUCGUCUCUGCGAGCUCACACUCUGCUGUGGUUUGAAAGGACGCAGCUGCCUCGACUGCACACACCCGGACAGCCUCUCCCCUGCUGGCUCCAUGGUUUCGCUACACGCAGGGAAGCGGAGCAGCUGCUGGAGGAUAAGCCACAAGGCUGUUUCCUGUUGAGACUCAGCGAGUCAAAGAUAGGCUUUGUGCUGUCUUACAGAGGAGAGGACAGAUGUCGUCAUUUUAUCAUUGAAGAGGAGGAGAGUGGAGCAUCUGGUAGUGUAUUUCUAAUUGCUGGAGAAAACAGCCGUCAUAGAAGCCUGGACAACCUAAUCAGCUACUACACCCAUAAUCAUGUGGGACCCUUUAAUGAGUUGUUGACUGUGCCUUGUACGGAGACUAGUGGUGGCUUUAAGGACAUGAAUAGGUGGAAGGUGAAGGACAGGGAAGCAGAGAGAAAUGGAAAAGAAACAGAUCAAGAGGAGCUGACAAAACUGCCCAUGGCCAUCGGUCCAGCUGUUCUGAUUCCACUACCCACAAACCCCUGCAAUCAGAUCACUUCUGCUACAGGAGAGUCUGUGCAGUAUGCAGCAGUGAGAAAGCCACUUAAAAAGAGCUACUCGUUGCCAGAGUGCAACUGUGGACCUAACACAGCGCCUCCUAGCUUAGAAAAUGGCAGUUCUGAGCUUGCUGAAAGACCCUCAGAUGAUCAAGCUCCUCCUGUGGAUGCACCAUAUGCCCGAGUUAACAAACCCCCUAGAGCAGUAGGCCUAUCAGAAAAUACCCCCAACUUCAGUGCCCACCCUCACCCAGACCAACAGGGAGCAACAGCUGCUUUUACCUCUUCAUCCAUCCCAAGCUUUGACACAACAGCAGCAGACAAUAAGUACUGGCAACUGGAGCCCAUGCACACCUAUGAGGAAACCCCACACAUACGCAGCCGUCCUGAGGAGAUUGACUGCUACGCCAUGGGGUGGAGGAGGCAGGUGGAAGGAGAUGUAGUGAACCUUCCAAAUAAUCAUCUGUAUUCAGAGGUGAACAUUAAGGGCGCCCAAGGCGGCGGUGCUGUACCAAGACCCGGGCCUAGUCUUCCUCUUAGACCACCCCCAAGAUCUCCUCAUGAUCUUUUGCGACCAGAGAUCACUGGGCAGAGUUUUGGUGUGUCCCCACUAAUGGCUCAGACCCAGUACUCUGGUUUCCAUCAUUCAGAGCAGCCACAUCUGGAGUCCUCCAGCUCUAUUUAUGAGCAGAUUCCACAGAGAUCUACCAGCUCUAGACCAUCUCUGCCCCCACCAAUCCACAAACGCUGACCUCAUGGUUGUAUAGACCUCUAAACUCAAAGGAGCAUUUAGUUCACACACUUGAUAAAAUAAAUUUAGAAAACAGCAUAGUGAUAAACAUUAGGAUGGCAUGCAUAUCUGUACCAAUUACUUAUAACUUGUAUAUACAUUUAUAACUUAACUUAUAACUGCAGGCUUGUGAAUACGGACCUCCCUGUGGAGGUCUUAGGCAUGAUCUGUGAACAUCAAGGGAUUGAUCAUUUAACUCGAUUCAAUGAAAAAUAUACAUCCAGAUUCAGUCACUAAUUCAAAGAUUUAAAUACACAGUAGAUUUUUUAUUUUUAAUUAAACAAUUCAGAUUGCUUUCUA